This is a messenger RNA of Ailuropoda melanoleuca (giant panda), 638 nucleotides long. It is a transcript of the gene LHFPL7, whose product is annotated as LHFPL tetraspan subfamily member 7. The record is from RefSeq and is a predicted model, not a curated record. The transcript has 4 exons. NCBI's taxonomy places the organism in Eukaryota, Metazoa, Chordata, Mammalia, Carnivora, Ursidae. The annotation marks the transcript as partial. Gene Ontology annotation, cellular component: membrane.
UUGCCAACCCGAGGGUUUCCUUCAAAGGGAAGGAGACAUUUUACAAGGUCAUAGACUUAUGUCCAAAGCUGGAGCCUGAGCAGAAGAGACCGCACUGGAAGCUCUUGCCCGGAAGUGUGUCCCACACCUUCUCCUUUGGCGUCCUCACCUACUGCUCCUGGCCUCGGGGUGACAGCUGGAACCAGAGCUGUGGGACCUUCAGGUCCCUGGAAGAUAUUCCUGACUUUGCCUGGAAGGUCUCGGCUGCAAUUCUCCUUGGAGGAUGGCUCUUGUUGGCCUUCAAUGCAGUUCUCCUCCUAUCUUGGGCCCUGGCCCCCAUAGGGCUGUGUCCCAGAAGGGGCAGUGGCCCAAUGCCAGGGGUGAAGGCAGCUGUAGCCACCGCUACCAUUGUGGGCCUGCUGGUUUUCCCCGUCAGCCUGGCCUCCCCAUUUGCCAAGGAAGCCUGCAGAGCCUCCUCUGUGUACCGCAGCGGGCAGUGCCAGCUGGGCUGGGGCUAUGUGACUGCCAUCCUCAACGCAGUGCUAGCCAGCCUUCUGCCUACGAUCGGGUGGCCCCGCAGGACCAAGGUCCAGGGGAGGACCAUCGUCUUCUCCGGUGACACUGAGAAAAUCAUCCUCAUGCCAGAAAUGAGCAAAUAA